Molecule: messenger RNA, 9088 nt
Organism: Bursaphelenchus okinawaensis
Lineage: Eukaryota; Metazoa; Nematoda; Chromadorea; Rhabditida; Aphelenchoididae
Source: the annotation of a GenBank genome assembly
AUGGCACAAUAUCCAAGUGCUUCAGCUUUCAAAGAAUGUCUACUGGAUAUUGUUAAUGACAAGUUCAGAAGAGCAAACGAGAGAACUGUGAGUAUAUUCUGUGAAAAGACCACGUUUUAGAAAGCGUAUGAAUUAGCGCACUAUCAUUGGCAAGAAGCUGGAGUUCAAGAUGUUUUGCAGACCGAUGGUUGGAAUAUUAUAGUUGAAAAGAUAAAUCAAGCUGUUGUACAGGUAAUUGAAGUUAAGAUUUAAAGAAUAAGAUACGUGUUUGAAAGUUUAAGAUUUGUUUAUAAUUAAAAUGUUAUUUAGUAUGUAUGUUUUUAUGAAGUUUUAGGAAUGCCAACUAAAUGAAACCAAAGUAGGAAAGAAGGUAAUGUCUUAUUCACAUACGUUGUUUGACAUUUGGAAGGAUGUGUGCAGACUGUCAAUUGAAGGUAGGUCUAGCUCUGUUAGCUUUUUAUGUCAAAUUUAGGGACACGAUGCAGCGAUGGAAGUAUGUUUUUGUAUUCGAUCGAGAACCUGAUUAGGCUGAAUCGGGAGAUCUGGGCUGGAAGAGAGGAAGGAAUAUGGUGGGACACUUUGGAUGUUGUCAAGUCACUUUUAUCUCAUUACAAGGUCAAGUACUAUCCUGGCAAGAGGAUGGCAUGUAAGUUAUAGCUAAAGUUACUCAACUUUUUAGAUCUGUUGGACAAGUUGUUGGAAUACGUUAAAGUUGCUGCCAAAGACAAUAAUCGGAAAGAGAUGGUGAAGUUGUGUGAUGUUAUUGAGGAGUUUGUAGUGGCAUUACCGUACAUGGUUCAGUCUGUUCAAUUGGAAACGUUUUUAGAAGGGUUUGUAACGACCUUCAUUACCGAUUUUAAGUAAGCGUUUGCUUCAAACAUAUUUUAAAUAUUUUAAUAUUUUUGUUCUUAAAUAUACCUUAAUGAUUUAGUUGGCACCAAGUAGUGAAUCCAGCUAAAACGAGAGUGUUGUCUAUUGUCGCUAUUAUUAUCAAUAACUUCUUUGAUUGCUACAGAAAACUGUUGUUAACUAGCUUCUUCGAUCUAUUUCGUGAUCAAUGCUUUUUGGUGAAGGUUUACUCUGUGUACGAAGAGGCUGUGAGGAAUCCAGGAGACCACAAGAAUUUUAAUGUAUGUUUUAAACAAAAUAUAUAUAUAUAUUGUUUUUUAUAGAAUAUUUAAAAUAAUUUUGGGUUAUUCUAUAUGCGAAGGAUUUAAAUUUAGAAAGCUCUGAUCUCUUUUUUGGACGCGUACUUGAACCUUGUUAGUAUUGAAGUUUCUUUUCACGGUAAUUCUUUUGCUGAACACAAAUUAAUCGACAGACUAUCACAACAUGUCUACGCUUCAGCAACUGCACUGGGGGAAAAAGAAAAGAUGAAGACAGGUGACAAGACCCAGACUUCAGUGUUUGAUGAAGAUACGUUACGGUUUUUGGCCAGGCUUUGGUUAUUGGAGUUCAAUUUAAAAAGGGCGGAUAAUAAUCUUAACGUUGGUGAUUGUUCUGUUGCAAACGCUUUACUCACAGAAGAUUACAGCUUCAUUCACGUUAUUUACACUAUGAAGUCUAGGUUCUUACCCACGAUAUCACGAGAAUUGUGCAAUCUUGUAGCACGAUCCUUGUUGAAUAUUCUGAAGAAAAGAACCAAGUUGUAAGUCAAUUUUCUAGGUUUGCUGUCAUCUUGUCGUUGCUGUAAAUUAUAAUUUUUAUUUUUUCCAAUAAUUAUUUUGUUUUAGAGAUAACACUACCUCUAUUGCCAUUGGGGCAUUAGCUUUAUAUUUGGAUGGAUCUGAGGUUUUAUUAAAUCCUGACAUUACUUUUCUUAACACUAACUUAAUUAAGUGGGUGGACAUUCCUAUCCUACAGGACUCGACUGCGGAUCUCAUAGAUACUUUAUCAACUUUACGUGAGUUUUCUGGCUAUACUUUAAUGUGUAGUAUUACUUUUUAAUAUAAUUUAAGUACCUUUCUUUUAGCAAUUUCGAAUUUAAAUAUUUCUCAAAUUUUGAUCUCAUUGUGUCAACUUCGCACUUACUCUCAGAAUGUUGUGGAUGCCAUUCACUGCUUGAUUUCUAAAGUCGACUUUGAUGAGAAUUUGAAUUUAGCUGUUGGGAAUGGAGAAUGGAAGUUUCGGAAAUAUAUUGUUCAGAAGAUCGUUGAAGGAUUCUCUUGUAAAGUUAAUGUCGGACAACUUUUGUUAUCCUUGUUUUCUUACUUUUCCGGCAGAAAAUGUAAGCUUUAAUUUGCAUCUAUGUUAAUGGUGUGUUGUUAUUAUCGUAUGUUGUUCUGUAUAAUUGUUUUAGCUGUGCUUAACAAAGAGACGGAUUAUAUUAUACUUGAGGUGUUGGAGUUGUUUGUUACAUGUACGAGACAGAACUUUGAUACGAUGGACACAACACAACGGAUUCAUUUGUUUAAUCAAUUAAACGUCAUCAGAAAGGGGCUUCUGGAGAGCAACGAUAAGGAUGCGCUGUUAUCAUUCAAUGAUUUGCACACAGUAGGUUGUGUUUUACUUUGUUUUACGUAUAUAUUAUCUUUAACUUACAUUAUUGUUUUAGUACGUCAACGAUAAUAUGGUUCAAGUAGUCUCCAACAACAGUAUAAACGUUUUGGGACUAGACGAGUAUUCAAGAUAUUCAUCUAGAGGCUUGAAGAAGCACAUUGUGAGUAAUAUCAACGGCUCAUCUGAUGUGGAAUGGAAGCUGACUUCAGCGUUGUACGAUGAACAAAUGGCACGAUCUCUGUUUACUCAACAGUUGUUCUUGUCAUGUCAUCAUACUGAACUGCUGCCAUGUCAAGUGGAAUUGUUUCUGGAGUUUGUUUCGUAUAAGGACAGGAUAAUACUCUUAAAACAAUAUUACAAUAAACUGACUGGGGAUACUGUAAAACGAGUGGUUAGGGAAUUACUGUAAGUUUUUUUCUACUUUUUAAUGAUUUUUGUAGGGAUUUUGACAAGUAUCAAGGAGAAGAUGAGGAGUUGAAGACUAUUGCUUUGAGGGAAUGUGUUCUCGUUUUAAACGUAAGUUGUUUUAUCUUGUAUUGACUUGGUUUUGAUUUUAUUUUACAUAAGAAUUUUGACACCUAUUUUACAAUUUAUUUAGAUUUUCUAGACAUAUUAUGAUGAGUUUUUGCAGAAAAAGGAACUGAACUUUGAUUACAAGGUUACAAUUGAGAACCUGAAGCCAUUUUCGUUGAUCUCACUUAUUACUCCGAGCCACCGUUAUUCUUUGAGUUACUUGGCAAGAAUUAAUAACUGGGACAAUGACAAUUGGAAGCUGGAUGUGGAGGAUUGUGCCAUAUUUGUGGAGCAUUGCUUAAGCUAUCUUCCUGUAGACAUUGAUGACGAUGGCAAUAUGAAUAUAGUGUUAACGACCGUAAAAAAGUUCUGCGAGGUGGGGUUUUUUUGAGUUUAGGAUGUUUGAUAUUUGUAGUUUAUUGUUUAGAUAUUAUUUUUAAUUUAAUCACUUGCUGAUUUUUCUAUUUAAACUUAAUAUUCGAUGUUUUUAGGAGAUACAUACACGAAGCACUGAUUUCAAAUUGAUCUUUGAUUGGCUUCAAGAACUUCAUACUACGCUUCUAUCUGGAGAAAAGUCGUGUAUCAGGUAUUAUAUUUUCUUACUUAUAACCGUAUGAUACGCUUAACAUUCGUGUCUAAUAUAAUUUUGUUUUAGUUGUGUUGAUGAAAAGCUGGUUGAGUUACUCUACCACAUACGAAGCCUUGUCGAGAAUUUACUGAGUACAAAAUCUUUUGAGAAGGUACGCAGUAAUUUCAUUGUGUUAAUGGUACGAAAGUUAACGCGUCUGCUGGCUGGUUUUGAUGGUUCAGGUGAAGUUGAUGAGGACAGGAAAGAUGCUAUGACAUUGUUGGCAAACGAUGUUGGUUGUGUUGUUAUUGUGCUGUUAAACCUAAUUUUAAGAGAUAACGUACUGUAAGUUGAUAUGAGCAUUUGAUACACAUAAAAUCUGAUUUUUUAAAAAAUUUUUUAAAGUUUUUAUGUUCAUGCAUAUCUGAUACAUAUUAUAUAUUGUUUUAGAUGCUCAUCUGAUGUUACUUUUGUGGUUAUUGAAUGGCUGAAACAGUGCAUUAGUUUUCAAAUGUGUAACGAGGAAGAUCUGGUAGGAAUAACAUACCGGUCGUUGGAUGCCAUCGAUAGAUAUUCUGACAAAUACCAAGAGUUAUGGGACACCGUUGUCAAUGUGAAUGAAGUUACACGCCAAUAUGACAUGGUAUUGAGAGAUAGCUUUUCUGAUCAUCUGUACUUUAAAAAGACGGUAGAAUUUUUGAAGGUAAACAAGGCUUACCGUAACUAUGCACUGACAUCUUGCUCUGGAUUCUGGGUUUACGUAGCUACUUCUAACAUUUGUAAGUUACGUUAUUUAGGAUAUUGUUUGACAUUGUGUACUGGUGAAGUAUGUUAUAAUAUGUUUUUAGGUUUGGACUUUGGUCUUAUCCAAGAGCAUUGGAAGUUGUUUCCUUACUUAAGAGUUCAUCUGGCAAAAUGUUUACAUUACUAUAGUCAAGAAAACUGUAAAUUGACUACGAUACUGGUUGUUCAUGAUGCUGCAGCCAUUAAAUCCAUGUUACUGAAGCAUAUAUUGUUGGUGCAAGGUGACUUAUGUCCCAAGAACAUUGCUCAAGAACUUUAUUCGUUUUUACUUGGGUUAGAUGCAGAUAAAAGUAUAAAUGGAACUUCUGAAACAGCAUCACUGAAAGUAUUGUUCAAUGUAUUGUCACAGAAUUGCGAGAGCCUAGAUUUGUUGAAUGCAUCUUUGUAUCAGGUAACAAUAUCUGUUUUUAUUUGUUACUGAUAAUUUCGGAAAGAGUUAGUAUGUUGACACUAAUGUUUUUAGCCUUUCUUUGGAAUUCAAUUGGCAGCUCUGAAGUUGAAAGAGGGCAGGGAUAACAAUGUCAAGUUUAAUAGUACGGAUGUUGUUGUUGAAUACGCUGUAUAUUUGUUGAAGGAAAAGAAGUACAAUGACGAUGAUGUCUCUUUAUGUAUGGUUUUAAACGAAUACAGAGAUAUUGUACUGUAUGAUGUUAAUGAUGAGUUAUGGGCACGUGUAUUGAUGCAACUUGGCUUUUACGAACAAAGUCUUAUGGUGAUACGAAAGUUUUUGGACAGGUAAGGUUAUCAGGUGAUGGUACAUCAGUAGUUAUAAUUAUAAUGACUUAUUAGGUUGGCAACAUAUUAUUUUUCAACUUAAUAUUUUAGAGAAGAAAAGGAAAGACUUACUAAUGCGUUUGAGAACAUAAGAACAAGCUAUCUAUCAACCAUGACUCCUGAAUACCGUUCAGCGAUCGAAUUGUACAACGAGCUUUUAAUCAAGAAUAAGGCUUACUUCUCUGUUUUUGGUAUUGCAUUGGAAGACAGGGUGGAUCCAAAUGUUAGGUACGGUUUUUACAUAUCUCGUUUAACAUCACAUCUGAGUUACAUUUGUUAUAUUGUAAUUUAAAUUAAAUCAAUUUACAGGGCUUUUGUUUCUCAAGAAGAGCAUAAUUGGUCAGAACUUAUGGCAGCUUGUAACCAAAACAAAGAUCAGGCACAUUCCGCUUUGGCUUCUUAUCAUUUAGGUAACAACGAAGUACCUUUAGACCUUGAUGAAGGCUACGAGUGUCUGCAGAACUUGAUGGUUUGGUCUCUUGAUCAAAACGAUUUGGACUCUGAGAAAGACGUCAAAUCUGUUUUUCCCAAAAAGUAAGUGAUCUUUUUUAUAUAUGGUAUCAAUUAUGAUGUCUUUACAGUAUAGCAUCAACUGCUGAACAUCGAUUUGCUUUGUUCAAACUGGUUCAAGAUUCAAAGGAUGUGAAAGUAUAUUCUAUUCAAAGUAUUUUGGAUAACCAUUUGCAAUGUAUCGAAAGAAUAGAUGACAAGUUGAUAACAUUACAAAAGGAAAUUGACUUUCUAACUCAUUUGUGGACAAAUGAUGACAAUAUUACACAAGGAAUUGAUGGGUUUGACUUCCAACUCUUGCAAAGAAUAGUACCAUUGUUAAGUUUGAAGUACACAAAAGAUACGUCAACUCACAAACAAACUGUAUUCUUGAAAGACGUCUUGAUUGAGAUGGCAAACGGUUGUUUGGAGAUAAAUUCACAAAGUGUAUGUUAUACAAGAGUUAAAACAAUAUUGUACUACCUUUCAUAAGAAAUGGGUUUAGAGGUUAUAACAAAGACAUGUUUAAUAUGAUGUGGUUGUAGAGAGGGAACGAAAUCAUGGAAUUUGCUCAAAAGAUUAUGAAACCAGAAUUAAGAAGCCAUUUGAAUGACAUUUACUUGAUGAAGGCCAAGUUGGCCAAGUCAACUAAUGACGGUUUGAAUGCAUAUUACUAUUUGGACAAGAUACUAAAAGAUGCGAAGGCUCAGAACGAUGUCUCUAUGACUGAUCCUGAAGCAAGAAGAGGCUGUGCUGUCGAGACAGAUUCUCUUCUGAUGUUGGUCGAAAUGUCAUCUGAUAUCAACGAGAUGGAAGAGUACUUUAAUGAGGUGUGUUAUGUAUAUCUGAGUUUAUAAAAAGUUGAUAGAGAGCUGUGUUUAAAUAUGGCGUUUUUAGGCAAGUGGAGCGAGUAACUGUCUUAUUGAAUACGACCCAUCGUAUAGGUUGAAGUACUGUAAAGAGUACGCUCGUUUUUGUCAUAUGAGGUUCAAUGGCCUGAAAGAGUACAAAAAGUCAAAUGACUAUGCAACCAAGGUCAAGUGUGUCCCUGAUUUGCAAAAAAAAUUGGCUGAGUAAGUUUGGUUUUUAAUUUAUUACAACAAUGUGCAUGUGAUGUAUUAUCAUUGCUGUAUAAACAUUAAAUCUGUACUACUUUUGCUUUUAGGCCGAUGGAUUUAAAAAUGCAUACAAAUCUGUCAAAUCAAUUGAAAACCGAGGAAAGGGAGAUAGACAAGAUCGACAAGGACAUAAUGAAGUACUUUUUGGCUAUUGCAGAUUCAUAUACAACGGCACUCAGGCUGGGCACUGAUGACAAGUCAGUAGUUUACCGUUUGGCGGCUUUUGUUGUCCAGAAUUACGACUCUUCUGAACUUAUCACAUAUGUCAUUGUAUGUUGAUUUUUGUUUUUUACUUUAUCACCAUCUUAAAACUUUUUUCAAAUAUAUUUUAAGAUUUUAAUCAGAUGAUGAAGAAGCUACUUGUUGCCUAUUUUAGACACAACUGGAUUCUAUAUUGACGUCAGUUUGGUUGGCUGUUACCAACGUCUUAACUGGAUACUUAUUCAUCGAGAAACCUAUCUCCAAACUUGUGUAUGAGAUAUUGUUGAGAGUGGUCUCUGAUUACCCUUAUCAGGCUUUGAUUCCACUUUUAUAUCAUUUUGACAAAGAAAAAUUGACGGAUAUGGUAAGAAAUAGCAUUCUUAAGGUCUGUUUUUUACAAAAUGCAAUUUAAGUAUAUUGUUAAUGCGAUGUUUAGGGAAGAGAAACGUUGAAGAAACUGCUGAAAGAUGUUCAAAAGGAAACUGAUUCUGCUGUUGGCAGAGAUAUAAUAUCAAAGAUUGGCAAAGCACAAAGAUUCUACAACAAACUGUCUGCAAGUGAAUAUGAUUCUGACUUUGUCGUUGUAGAUGAAAAUGGUAUGAUUGGUUAUUGUAAAGGGUUUUUAUUUAAAAUAAUAUGAAGUAUGUAGAGAGUACUAAUUAGUAUAUUUAGGUAAAUAUCGGAUGAAAGAAAGUGCAUUCAAGAUGCCAGAGUUCUUCCCCAUUCUCAUGGAGCUUCCAAUACCUACUAUUGAUCAACCAGUGUGUCUUUUAAAAUAACUUGUACUAUGAUAUUGAAUUUCUAAUUAAUAUACUGGCUAUUUUUAGAUUUUGGAGCCCAAAGAUUACAAUCUGACAAACUACAUCACUUGUGCAGAAGUGAGUGACGUUAUUACCAUGAUGUCAGGGCUUUCUCGACCAAAAUGCAUGAGAAUGCGCACUUCGACUGGAAUAUGGAAGAAGAUUAUUGUUAAGGUAAGCAUUGGAAAAGAUUUGUGGUACCAAUUGUAUCGUAGUGAUGAUAACGUCAACUAUGCUUUAAGGGAGAAGACGUAAGACAAGAUGACCUCAGUCAGGCAUUGUUUAAUGUCACCAACUGUCUGAUGCACAGCAAACCGUUCAGAGGAAGAACGGUGAACCCAGUCAAGACCUACAACGUGGUACCCAUGAGUCCGACUGCUGGACUGAUUGAGUUUGCUGAGAACACCACUUCUCUAAGCGACUGGUUGAUAGGACCGUCCAGACAAAGUGGUGCCCACAAAAGGUACUAUCCGGACGAAAUGGUUAUGGCUGCUACAAUGGAGCUAAGGAAUUCUUAUUCAAACAAAAGGCAGAAGUUUGAGGACAUUUGUCGAAGAAUUCAUCCAGUCUUUAGGCACUUUUUCUACGAAAACUACCCGUUAUCUCACGAUUACUUCGAUAGGAUACGAUCCUACACUGAAAAUUUAGCCCUAUGGUCCGUUGGUGGGUUAUCUUUUAUUAUUUAUAUGUUUUAUCUUAUUAGUUUCACAUUGUUUUUUAUGUCUAUAACACAUUAUUUUACAUAUUGUUCUAGUUUGUUUCAUGGUUGGGCUAGGCGACCGGCAUCUCAACAACAUUCUCAUCGACUACGACACAGCCGAAUUGGUACAUAUUGACCUGGAGAUGAUCUUGGAUCACGGUCAACGGGCGCUUACUGUCCGCGAGAAGGUUCCCUUCAGACUGACGAGGGAUACCGUGGAUCCGAUUCUUAUCGACGGACUCAACGGGCGCUUCAAACAGGUAGCCGUCCAUACCCUGCGGCAAUUGCGGGAAAACGCGGAUGUGCUUCUGGGGAUGACGUCGCUUCUUCUGCUGGAUCCUAUGUCCAAGUUCGACGUUGGAAAGCACGAUGUCGGGGAAACAAGUCUUCUGGCGGAAACAGCCAUUGCCCGAAUGAAAGCAAAGCUCGACGGCACGGAUGUCGGCUACGUUCGAGCUUCACCAGAAGCACAGGUCAGAUUUGGGAUUCAUUAAUUAUGUCACAUAUUAUAAUAUUUAUUUUACAGUCUAAUUCAUCCUUUCAGAUGACAAACCUCAUCAAAAGCGCUACUGAUCCCGAAAACUUGUCGAAAAUGUUCCAUGGAUGGAUGCCAUUUAUUUGA